CGUAAACAAUACUUUUAAUUGUAACAUUCAACAAAUUUAGUCUAUCCUAGAUUUGAUAUUUUAUUUGUAACAUUCAGAUAGGCCAGAUAAGUUAGUAAUUCCUUAAUACACAUGUAGGGUGCAAAAAUCAAUAGUAUGUAUCACAAUGUCUGCCGUAUUCUCUGCUUCUCAUGUAAAACGUAUUUCAAUUUUCUACGCUUUUAUGAUAUUUAUGGUAUUUCAUUAAAUUUAUUAAUUUAAUGAUUAUUUGAAAGAACGCGUUCAAAUUUGAAACCAAACCUAAAUGUAAUAAGUUAAACUGUGAGACAUUGUAAAAUCGACAUAUUUAAGUGGUGCUCUUGAAAAGGGAAUUGUUAAACGAUGGAUAAUCAAGGAUUAGGAUAUUCCUAUCAUUUACCAUCUGCUGGAUGGAAUCUUAAAAUUAGAAAUGCAUUAUCUCAAUUUAGUGAUCUUUUUAGCGAAUUUAACAAAUACAUUGCACCAGCAUAUCAUCAUGAUCGUUGCGAAAGAUCUGUGCAAAUGCGCUUAUAUUCUAUGCACAAAAGAGAAUUUGUCAUGGUAUUCAUUGGCUUUUUUGCCUGUUUUGGAUUGUCCGUGUUCAUUGGGCUUACUGGUCCGCCAAUAACUUCAACAAGUGAACAAAAAGCACAUCUCAAUGGAAGCGAAAUGGCAACUGGACCAUUUAGAAUGAAGACGCCAGCUUUAUCGCCUUAUAGUCAACAAUUAUGGGUCAUUGCUAAAUUAUCUACGUUAAAUAAUGACGAUGAAAGAUACGAUAAAAGUUUUCAAGUAAGCGUUUCAAUAGAAGGCAUUAGUAUUGAUCAUAAGCGUAUUCCUAUAUUGGAAGCUGGACAUACAAGAACAAGACAUUUGAAAUGUGAGAGACAAUCUUGCGAGGAGCUUGUUGUGGCUCAUCUUGGAUUUUUAGAUUACACCUACUAUAUAAUAACUGUGCAUUUUCAUGGACUUGAAAGCUUUCAUCAACGAUAUACAAUACGAGAUCUCACAUUCUACUUUAAAAAUUACAAUCCUGCGUUCACACAAAUUGAGAUAUGGUUUCGACUGAUCUUCUUGUUGACUACUUUUGGAGUAAUGUGUUGGUUCGGUCACUCGCUAAGAAAAUAUUCAUUACAUGAUUGGUCAAUAGAGCAAAAAUGGAUUUCUAUUCUUCUUCCAUUAUUAAUUUUAUAUAAUAAUCCUUUAUUUCCUAUGACAUUUUUAAUAAACUCUUGGGUACCUGGAAUGCUCGAUGCAAUACUACAAACAACUUUUUUAUGUGCUAUUCUCAUGUUCUGGCUUUGCGUUUAUCAUGGUCUUAGACAGAAUGAAAGGAGAUUGAUCACUUUUUAUUUGCCAAAAAUGUUGGUUGUUGGUCUUCUAUGGGCGGCAGCUCUAACAUUAGCAACAUGGCUUCGUUGUACCGAAUUAGAAGAUCCAACAUAUAAUUAUGUUCUUGAUACAUCAAAUUAUUAUGGUUUCAAAGUAUUCUUCUUUACAGUUGGUGGUUUUUACAUUGCAUAUCUUCUUCUACUUAUACUUAAGGCAUAUAGCGAACUAAGAUCUAUGCCAUAUUUUGAUUUACGAUUAAGAUUUUUAACAUUACUUGCUGGAGUAGUUGCUGGUGUUUGCAGCUUAGUUACUUCUCGUCAAUUUGGUGCAGGUGUUCUCGAAGAUAGUUUUGCCUCGCGUCUUUCUACAUAUUAUAGCACAUCGGCACAAUUUAUGGCUUUGUAUGGCCUUCUCAAUUUUUAUUUGUAUACAAUGGCAUACGUUUAUGCUCCAGCAUUACAACAAGUCUAUGGACAACAUUCAUCCAUAAUGAAAGAUAAUCCUGCUUUUUCGAUGAUAAAUGAUUCGGAUGAAGAAGUGAUAUAUGGAUCGGAUGAAGACAACAGACGACUGUUAACACGUUUAUCAAAAAAUGGAGUAGACAGUGAUUGAAUAAACACUAUCAAUAGAAUAAAACAAUUAUAUAAAAAUAAUUGUAUCUAAUGAAGUGAAAUGUUGAUUGGCAGGCAAUUUUUGUAAAUUUUACAAAAAUACUGCCUUUUAGGUAUGGAAAAGGUAAUAUGAGAUAAUUGAUUUAAAAAAAAAGAAAUAAAAAAUACAUUUUUAUUAUUAAUAACAAAAAAAAAACUUAAUUGCAAUUUACAGACUGUACAUAUGCCUUCUUGGAUUUUGGUAUUAAUCUAUAUAUUAUAAUACAAGAAAAGAAAAGAAUCAAUAAUCUAUUCGCGUUAAUCUGUUAUUAUUCUCUAGCAGCAUUCACGAAUAAAUAAUGAACGAGAUAAAAACAAUAUAGAAAUGAUUAGCAAAAGAAACAGAAAAUACUUCAACUUCGUGGAUGCCUAUAUGAUUGUGUAUUGCAUUAGAUCAUUUAUAUGAGUUAUCAAUAAUUUAUAUUGUUAAAAUAAGUUAUCAAAUAUUAGUACAAAUUAAUAUAUGUUUUAUGCUC
Messenger RNA from Polistes dominula (European paper wasp), 2455 nucleotides. Its product is annotated as transmembrane protein 181. Gene Ontology annotation, molecular function: toxic substance binding. The record is from RefSeq and is a predicted model, not a curated record. Lineage: Eukaryota; Metazoa; Arthropoda; Insecta; Hymenoptera; Vespidae.